Mercenaria mercenaria is the source of this 1407-nucleotide messenger RNA. Its product is annotated as kinesin-like protein KIF28P. The transcript is spliced from 6 exons. The record is from RefSeq and is a predicted model, not a curated record. Bases 1 to 1113 code for a protein of 370 amino acids. Lineage: Eukaryota; Metazoa; Mollusca; Bivalvia; Venerida; Veneridae.
AUGAGUGCAUUUACCGACUCUACACUUGUGCGACUUGGUUUUGAAUUGCAGGUAUUCAUACGCGUUGAUACAACUGAAGGUGGUCAGUUUCUGUGGGGAAAGAACCAUUUUCAGGACAGAUUUGAUCUUAUGAUGGAAGUCUUUAGGAACUUCGAACGUGGAUUAGAAGACUGGGAACCUAAAACAAAGACUCAAGACCCAUUUUGGGAACCCUUAGAAACACCUACACUCGUAGGUGUAGCCAUUGUGCCUCUUGAAUCACUGGCUUACAUGUUGGACAUAGAAGAGCAAAUGAUUGGUAUCUAUGACUACCAAGCCCGUCUCGUGGGUCAUCUCGGCGUUUGUCUCGUACCCUGCACUGAAGAUGGAGAGGAAAUGUCGGAUGAAUUAUCUGUGGAGGAACCACUGGAUUUGCUUCAUAAAGACAUUUCUUUUAAAGUGAAGAUCAAGGGGUCCAUUGGAAUUCCAAAACGAUUUAAAUCGUCUUGGUGCCACUACAUUUUCCAAACUGAGCAAGACCGGAUUUAUACAGACGAAGUGCAUGGCGUUGUUCCUAAAUACAAUUUUGAACAUCUGCAUCAGUUGAAAAAGAUGUCACAUGCGACAAUCGAAUACCUGGAGGAAUGUUCACUAAUGAUAGAACUGUACGGGCGGCAGAAGCGAACAGAGAACCCGCGAAGAGGCAGUACUCUUGAUGCAUUUACGCUCUCGGAUAAGCGCCGUUUGAGCAGUUCCACAAGUUUAACCAAUAGCAAUAGUUUAUACUCUCCCAUCAGCUCGGCUUGUGGUAGCUAUGUCCAUCAAUCAAUGAGUGGAAUACUUCUCGAAGAGGAUAGUGAGAAUGAAGAUGAACAGAACAAGGCUGACAGAGAAAUAAAUUCCAGAAGAGACACACAUUUUUCUGAGACGGCGGGGUCAUCUCGUAGGACGUCUGUCGAAUAUGACGGAAACAGUCUAGGCACAACCCAACAACAAAUCCCUGACAUUCUUUUAAAUAGCUCUAAAAAGAGUUUAGACAAUUUAUCGUCGUCUAUGAUAGAAAUAAGGACAGGAAUCGCUUCUAUUAUGGAAGAAGUUAUCAAAAGAGAUGGUUUGCCUGCAGAUCUUGAAUGAAAAAAUACUAUCGCCUCAGUUUCAGAUGACUUUUUAUAUAUACAGAUAAAAAUAAAAUCAGGGAUUCUUGCGAUUUUUAAUUAGUUUUUCAUCAGUUUUGUUUAUUUGUUUGUUUGUGAGUUUCUCUCCUUGUUUGUUCUUCUCUCAUGCUGAACACAAAUGUCUACUGAAACAUCAAGACGUCAUGGAAAAAUAUGUCUAUAAAACAACUUUUACAAAAAAAAAAAAAAACUCGUUUAAUAUCACCGAGAAGAAAUUACAAAGUAUAUAAUUUAUUUGUGAUUUUCGCAAAUU